Messenger RNA from Melozone crissalis (California towhee), 3196 nucleotides. Its product is annotated as ovotransferrin-like. Bases 136 to 3150 code for a protein of 1004 amino acids. NCBI's taxonomy places the organism in Eukaryota, Metazoa, Chordata, Aves, Passeriformes, Passerellidae. Gene Ontology annotation, biological process: iron ion transport; antibacterial humoral response. The transcript has 26 exons. Gene Ontology annotation, cellular component: plasma membrane; extracellular region; recycling endosome. The record is from RefSeq and is a predicted model, not a curated record.
UUCUGCAAACACAGCCAAGGCUGUUCCUCUAUAAAAGGGGCAGAAAGCGGUUCCAGAGCCAUCACAGACUCGGAGGGGACGGUCUGUGACCAAGGCUGCUGCACCCCUCCCACGGCACCCGACCCCUGCUCAAGCAUGAAACUCGCACUCUUCACUGUGCUAUCCCUUGGGAUAGUGGCUCUGUGUUUUGCUGCCCCCCAAAAGCCAAGUGUCAGGUGGUGCACAAUUUCCUCAGCAGAAGAGAAAAAAUGCAAUAGCCUGAAGGACCAGAUGCAACAGGAGAACUUUGCUUUCAGCUGCCUGCAGAAAGCAUCCUACCUCGACUGCAUAAAAGCCAUUUCGAACAGCGAAGCAGAUGCCAUUAGCUUGGAUGGAGGUCAAGUUUUUGAGGCAGGCCUUGCUCCUUACAAGCUGAAGCCCAUUGCUGCUGAGGUCUAUGAACACAGUGAAGGCUCCACUACCAGCUACUACGCCGUGGCCGUUGUGAAGAAAGGAACGGGCUUCUCCAUAGAUGAGCUGCAGGGCAAGACCUCCUGCCACACAGGGCUGGGCAGGUCAGCAGGCUGGGUCAUCCCCAUUGGGACCCUCAUCCACCGCGGGGCCAUCGAGUGGGACGGCAAAGACUCGGGCUCCAUUGAGCAAGCUGUGGCCAAUUUCUUCUCUGCCAGCUGUGUCCCUGGUGCCACCACUGAAGCCAAACUGUACCGUCAGUGCAAGGGGGAUGCCAAGACCAAAAUGUCCCGCACGGGACCUUAUUCUGGAUAUUCUGGAGCUUUUCACUGUCUGAAAGAUGGCAAAGGAGACGUGGCUUUUGUGAAACACACAACUGUUCAAGAAAAUGCCCCAGCAGAGAAGGAUGAGUACGAGCUGCUGUGCCUGGAUGGCACCCGCCAGCCCGUGGACAACUACAAGGCCUGUCACUGGGCCAGGGUUCCUGCUCAUGCUGUUGUGGCUCGAGAUGACAGCAAGGUCAAUGACAUCUGGAACUUCCUCUCCAAAGCACAGGAAAAAUUUGGUGUGGGCACAACCAGCACCUUCCACCUCUUUGGGCCACCUGGCAAGAAGGACCCAGCCCUCAAAGACUUGCUUUUCAAAGACUCUGCAGUACAGCUGAAGCAAAUCCCAUCACUGAUGGAUUCUCAGCUCUACCUGGGCUUUGAGUAUUACAGUGCUGUCCAGAGCCUCCAGCAAGAUCGCCUGAGCCCCAGCCGCAGGGACAACAAGAUCCAGUGGUGUGCCAUUGGCAGGGAUGAGAAGAAGAAAUGUGAUGUCUGGAGCGUGAUGAGCAAUGGGGAUGUGGAGUGUGUUGUGGCAGAGGACACCAAGGAAUGCAUCACAAAGAUCAUGAAAGGUGAAGCAGAUGCCAUCAGCUUAGAUGGAGGCUUUGUCUACACUGCUGGCAUGUGUGGCUUGGUGCCAGUGAUGGCAGAGAGCUAUGAGGACAAUCACUGUGAAUCACAAGAAGAACCAGCAACCUACUUUGCUGUGGCUGUUGUGAAGAAGUCUGACAAGGACAUCAGCUGGAACAACCUGCAGGGUAAGAAGUCGUGCCACACCGCCGUGGGGAGAACUGCUGGCUGGAACAUCCCCAUGGGCCUGAUCCACAACAGGACAGGCAACUGCAACUUUGAUGAAUACUUCAGCCAGGGCUGUGCUCCCGGGUCUCCUCCCAGCUCCCGUCUCUGCCAGCUGUGCAAGGGCUCAGGGGGAGUCCCUCCGGAGAAGUGCGUUGCCAGCAGCCACGAGCAGUACUACGGAUACACCGGAGCUUUAAGGUGUCUGGUUGAGCAGGGGGAUGUGGCCUUUAUCAAGCAUUCCAUCGUUGAGGAGAACACUGAUGGCAAGAACACAGAAAGCUGGGCCAAAGAUCUGAAAAUGGACCAAUUUGAGUUGCUGUGCACUGAUGGGCAGCGGGCAAAUGUCAUGGAUUACAGAAGAUGCAACCUGGCCAAAGUCCCUACCCACGCUGUGAUGGCACGUCCUGAGAAAGCACGCCAAGUCCGUGAGAUGCUGGAGAACCAAGAGAGGCUGUUUGGACCAAAAGGAACCAGGAGAGACGAUUUCAAUAUGUUUGCAUACGAAUCCAAGGAUCUUCUGUUUAAAGACCGGACAAAGUGCCUGAUCAGUCUCCGUGAUGGAAUCUCGUACAAGGAAUUCCUUGGAGAUAAAUACUAUGCUUCACUUGCCAGCCUCAACACCUGCAAUCCAUCAGAUCUUCUCCAGGUGUGCACCUUCCUUGCAGACAAGUAUGUCUCUGACUAUUAUCCCAUUGUCCCGCUGGCAGAGGAGAACUACAGCUCCCAUGAGACCCCGCGCCCGCCCUUCCCGGCGUGCGGCGGGGCCGGAGGCGGAAGCGCGGCGUGGCCACGAGUGCGGGCCAUGGCGGGCGGGCUGGAGCCGCACCUGGCGGCGCUGCGGCGGGAGCUGGGCGGCCCCGCUGUGCUCUCCGUGCUCGUCGCGCUCAUCGCCGUCGCCAUCACCUUCCUGCUCUGGCGGUUCGUGCAGGGCAGGAAGAGCAGCCGCAAGGCCGUGCUGCUGCUGGGCCUCUGCGACGCGGGGAAGACGCUGCUUUUCGCGAGGCUGCUGUCGGGGCGCUACCGGGACACCCAGACCUCCAUCACCGACAGCUCUGCAGUCUACAGGCUCAGCCGGGACAAGAGCACCAAUGUGACCUUGAUCGACCUUCCAGGCCAUGAGAGUCUGAGGCUGCAGUUCCUGGAGAGGUUCAAGGCUGCAGCCAGAGCCAUCGUGUUUGUGGUGGACAGCGUGGCCUUCCAGCGGGAGGUGAAGGACGUGGCGGAGUUCCUGUACCAGGUGCUGGUGGACAGCACCGUGCUCAGGAACGCGCCCGCGCUGCUCAUCGCCUGCAACAAGCAAGAUGUCACAAUGGCAAAAUCAGCAAAACUCAUCCAGCAACAGCUGGAGAAAGAGCUCAAUACCCUGCGGGUGACACGCUCUGCAGCCCCCACCAGCCUGGAUGGCUCAGCCACAGGGGGCCCUGCCCAGCUGGGGAAGAAGGGCAAGGACUUUGACUUCUCCCAGCUGCCCAUGAAGGUGGAGUUUGUGGAGUGCAGUGCUCGAGGCAGCAAGGGGGAGGAGGGAGAGGCUGACUUGGAGGCCCUCCAGAAGUGGCUGGUGAAAGUGGCCUGAACACAGAUGGGCAGGGCUGGAGGGCUGAAGGGGAAAAGAUGGUCUG